AGUCUCCCACACAUAAAACGAAGUGUAAGUUUUUUUAUUUAAUUAAAGGCUUUGUCUCUUUUAUUUAUUAUUUCACUCAUUUCUUCACGCUACCCCCAUCAGUCUUUCUGGUAUAAAAACCCCAACAGAAACCCUUCAUCAUCCAAACACAAAGCUCCAAUCUUUAGCCUUCUCUCUGUUUCUCUCUGUAACCAUGGAGACUCUGUACUUUCUUAAGUUCUGGAAACCCAAUCCUUCUCCCAUUGCAAUUCCCAGUCCUUUGGUAGAAACAGACAACGAAUUUGAGGUGGAAGAGGAGGAAGAGGAAGACUCGUUCUUCGAUUUGGAGAUUAGUACAGAAUCAAACACCAAAACCCACGAGGAAAGUUCGAAGCUUUACUCAAAAGAAGCCAAAACAGAACCAACCCUUUCUGUUCCUCCUCCUCCUUCUGAUCCAAUUUCCAAAAGGAAAAUCCUCCCAAUUGAACCCAUUUCCAAGCCUCAGUCCCCCAUUGCUCUACUCAAAUCAGCUCCAAAGUUUGGGGUGUCGAUUUUCAAAAAACCCAAAUCAGCUUCAACUAAGAAGACAGAGAAAACAGGGGAAACAGAGUCCAGCAUUUUGAUGGAGACCCAGAAGCAGAAAAAGCCAGAAGCCAUAAGCAAUGAAGCUUCAUGCCCUUCUAAGCUGACCAGGGACAACAGUUCGAGAAAAACUGGAAGGAUAUUGCAGAGCCAGAGCUCCGAUGAUUCGAAAACAGAGCGGUUUUCAAAGGAUGUGAUAAACAAGUACCUGAAGCUAAUCAAGCCUCUGUACUUGAAAGUUUCCAGGAGGUACAGUGACAAGGUGAAGGUUUCCGGCGACUUGCCGAUGGCAUCGCCGACGUCGUCGCCGGCGGUGUCUAUGUACUCCCCUAGGAAGGAGAGGCAGGGGAAUAUUCCUGCCGGGAUUCGAGUUGUUUGUAAGCAUCUUGGGAAGAGCAAGUCGGCCACGGCGGCGAUGGCGGUGGUGCCGCCGGUGAACCGGAGAGACGACUCGCUGGUGCUUCAAGCAGAUGGGAUUCAGAGCGCCAUUCUGCAUUGCAAGAGAUCAUUCAAUUCUAGAGAUUCUUCUUGCCUAUCAAGAUCAACAAGUUGGACUAGUUCGUCCAUGAACUCAUAUUCUAGUGAUUCUUCUAUGCUAUCACGGUUUGCGAUCGAAUCCCAUGAGAGAUCUGCGAGAAGCUCCAUAGAGGAAGAGCUAGCAUGCUUCUGAAAUUUGAUCAAGCUUUGUUUAUUUGGAUUCAAACGCGGGAAAAACAGAGCUUGGUGGCUCUGUUUCUUUUGUGCUCUGCUGUAAAAACAAAGAACAUAAAGGAAUUUUGAGGUUUUAGGAAAUGAAGCAUAGGGGUUGUUUUUGAGAUUUUAGGGUUUUAGCUUAAUGAUAACCAGUGAAUGCCAUUACGGUUUUUCACUUGUUGUUGUCUGUAAAGUGAUGGGUCAUUAUGAAAUCUUGAACAGACUCUCUGAUUCUAGUUUGUGUAUCAAUCAGAGUGUUGCUUUUAUGUUGCUUUUGAAUGAAUAUAUGAGAGAAGCAAAUCUUUUCAAAUCAA
Molecule: messenger RNA, 1568 nt
Organism: Rosa chinensis
Lineage: Eukaryota; Viridiplantae; Streptophyta; Magnoliopsida; Rosales; Rosaceae
Product: membrane-associated kinase regulator 5
Exons: 3
Coding region: 194-1231 (345 amino acids)
Cellular component (GO): plasma membrane
Source: RefSeq, a predicted model, not a curated record